Amoebophrya sp. A120 is the source of this 506-nucleotide messenger RNA. The record is from the annotation of a GenBank genome assembly. Lineage: Eukaryota; Dinophyceae; Syndiniales; Amoebophryaceae.
AAGUGCCCGGCGUGCAACGCGCAAAAUGCCGCGGGGGAGUUUCUGUGUGCAGCCUGCGGGAAACCCCACCCCAACGCUACAGAGAAGCAUCUGAAGUUCAUGCCGAAAAACCAGCCGAAUAAUCAGUAUCAGGUGGAUCGGAGAAGCAAUAAUGGCGCUGCAGGAGCGCCGUCCUCGUCUAGCUCCGCGGAUCUGGUUGGGGAGAUGAUGAAUAUAAAGCCACUUCAGGUCCCGGGGGAACAAGCGAUAAUAGGAAACAGCUCCAAGUCCAACCAACAAACCCCUUCGAAAGCGAGUUCCGUUGUGUCUAGUAAGAAAAACAACAACAAAGCGACUAAUCGAGAUCGACCGCCCCCACCGCCACCGCGAAGGAGAGUGCAGAGCGAAUUUAAUAUUGACGCGCAACAGACUACAGGCGCAGCGAGUCGGGAAAGAAGUCCGAGGCGGGCGGAUGAUGGUGGCGUGGGAGUAGGGGACGGGCCACAUGAAGAUGACAUAAAUCGCGG